Molecule: messenger RNA, 5102 nt
Organism: Labeo rohita (rohu)
Lineage: Eukaryota; Metazoa; Chordata; Actinopteri; Cypriniformes; Cyprinidae
Gene: slc25a29l
Product: mitochondrial basic amino acids transporter
Exons: 4
Coding region: 168-1076 (302 amino acids)
Biological process (GO): mitochondrial L-ornithine transmembrane transport
Cellular component (GO): mitochondrion
Molecular function (GO): high-affinity L-arginine transmembrane transporter activity
Source: RefSeq, a predicted model, not a curated record
AUUCAGUAAAAAUAGCCGCACAGAAGCAGCAGCUGCUCAUGAGCGCAGACGACCAGCCACUGACAGACCGACCCACUGAACAAACACUGCUGCUGCUGGAGGAUCAGAGCUCGUCACAGACACUAACAGUCAUCUUCAUCUUCAUCAUCAUCAUUAACAACUGAGGAAUGGCUCUGGACUUUGCUGCAGGAUGUAUUGGAGGUGCCGCAGGUGUGCUGGUCGGACACCCGUUUGAUACGGUGAAGGUGAGGCUGCAGGUUCAAAGCGUGGACAAGCCCCUGUACCGCGGGACGUAUCACUGCUUCCAGUCCAUCGUCCGUCAGGAAUCGAUGUUGGGCCUCUACAAGGGCAUCGGCUCACCCAUGAUGGGCCUGACCUUCAUCAACGCCAUCGUGUUCGGCGUGCAGGGAAACGCCAUGCGCAUGUUGGGGGCCGACACUCCUCUGCACCAGUUCCUGGCGGGCGCGGCGGCCGGACUCAUCCAGUGCGUGAUCUGCUGCCCGAUGGAGCUGGCCAAGACCCGCAUGCAGAUGCAGGGAACGGGCGAGAAGAACCCCUCCAGGAAGAUGUACAGGAACUCUCUGGACUGCCUGAUCCGCAUCUACAGGAGGGAAGGGUUCAGAGGAAUAAACCGUGGAAUGGUGACCACCAUCGUCCGCGAGACGCCCGGUUUUGGCAUCUACUUCCUCACCUACGACACGCUGACUCGAGCGCUGGGCUGCGACGCCGACGACGGCUUCAUCAUUCCCAAGCUGCUCCUGGCGGGCGGCAUGUCGGGAAUGGCGUCCUGGCUUUCCACCUAUCCCGUGGACGUCAUCAAGUCCCGCCUCCAGGCGGACGGAGUGGGCGGAGUCAACAGGUACGACGGCAUCGUGGACUGCGUCCGUCAGAGCUGGCGGCGGGAAGGAUGGAGGGUUUUCACUCGAGGGCUGACGUCGACUCUCUUGAGAGCGUUUCCCGUUAACGCCACCACGUUCGCCACCGUCACGCUCUUCCUCAUGUACAUGCGCGAGAACGACGGCGGCGCGAAGGACUGCGAAUCCCUGCAGCCCAACCUGCAACACAGCAGCCUGUGACUCAAAGAUCUAAAGACGUGAAUCUUCUUGAGAUGGAAACCACAGAUUUACUGCCCCAAUAAAUCUUCUGACUCGAGACUCUCUGCUGAUUCUGUCUAAUAAAGAGAGAAAAGGUCAGUGAACGCAAAGGUCAAUCAGGCUGAAGAAUGACCUUACAUUAUCUUUACCACUUUAUGUUUAAUGGAGCGUACCGCUGAAUUAAUGCGAUGAGUGAGUCUCCGUCAGGUUUGAGGAUUCCAAGAUCAGCAUCUGUAGAAAGGUCUGACGCUGAUGGCGGAUGAGAUUUGGACAAGAACUAUCACAGAUCAGCGGCUGAACUGUGACGCGUCUGCGACUUAUUUCCCACAGUUAAAAGUAAUGUAGUAAAAAUGGUUCCUUUAGGGGUGCAUCAGUGUGUGACCGGGACAGAACAGGUAAAGGGACAAAACUUCUUAUUUGUGCCUCAAAGGUGACUAUUAUGGAAGGCAUACGGCUUCAAGAUCAAAGGUUUGAUUCAUAGAGAAUGCAAGAGCUGUAAAGUGUAAAUGUGCACCUUGAAUGCAAUGUAAGUCACGUCUGACAAAUGCAUAUUUGUGACCCUGGAACACAAAACCAGUCAUAAGGGUCAAUUUUUAUACAUCAUCUGAACACUAGAUAAAAAAGGCCUCCAUUGCUGUGUGGUUUGUUAGGAUAGGACAAUAUUUGGUCAAAAAACAACGAUUUGAAAAUCUGGAAUCUGAUGGUGCAAAAAAAAAAUCAAAAUAUUGAAAAAAAUUGCCUUGAAAGUUGUCCAAAUGAAGUAAUAGGUUUUGAUAUAUCUACAGUAGGAUAUUUCCAAAAUAUCUUCAUGGAACAUGAUCUUUACUUAAUAUUCUAAUGAUUUUUGGCAUAAAAGAAAAAUCAGUCAUUUUGACCCAUUGUUGGCUAUUGCUACAAAUAUACCCGUGACACUUAACACUGGUUUUGUGCUCCAGGGUCACAAAUUAGUUCUUUAGAGUAGCAAUGUGUGCUCUUAAAGUACUAGUAUGCACUUUAUAGGGCUAAAUAAGAUAUAGUGUUUUCCUUUUAACGGUUCUGCAUCAGUAACAAGCUGUUGCAAUCCUAAAGGAACAAUUUUUGCACAUUUUUUCCAAGUGUGCAUGUUAAUCUUGUUUUUUUUUUUUUUUUUUUUUUUUUAACACAGGUACAACAUUUUUUCAAGUUUUCAUUUAAGGGGAGACACUGCAGGCAAAAACACUUUUUUCAUGCACCUGUCAAGUUUGAGAUUUUGGGCUUUUGGUUUUUCAUAAAGUGUUUUUUCAGACUAGUGGAAAGAAAACAUCCAAACGUUUCUUUUAUAGCACUUUAUCUAUUUGUGUCAAUAGAUUUCAAAUACAAUACAUAUUUAUAGGCUUUUCCAACUCAGCAGCACUUACACACACCAAACUUUACAUUUUUUAAUUCCUUUCUAUAUCCUGAAGGUUUUUACAGAGGGAUUUGUUCAUAUAUAACUUGCUUGAUUAUAUACUUCUUUUACUCUGUUUGUUCUAAGUGUUUUCUGAAUUAUUAAAUGACAUGAAUUCCCUCUGUAAAGACAUUUGACUCUAAUAUGUAAAAACCUCUUCAUCCAGUGUUCAGAUUUUGAACUGGAAACUUAUGCAAAUUAGAAAACAUUUUAGAAAACUUGCAAUACAAAAAUGUUUGAAAUUAUCAAUGUAAUCAAUCAACUGGGUAAGGCAAUCACUAUUGGUUAAUUUUUUAACCCUCUUCACCUGCAGUGUCUCACCUUAAGCCUAAAAGUAAACCUUGAAUGCAAAGAUGAUGUACAAAGUUGAUUUCAUGAUCUCAGCCACGAACACAGAGACUCUCAGACCGCAAGAUGAUUGCUCAAGAAACAGUCACGUGGUCCUACAUGUUUACAAACAGAUGCAUUUUCUAAUUGUCAUUUAAUCUUUCCAUGCACCUUUAAAAUGUGACUAGUUCCUGACAUGAUUGUAAGUGACAUAUUCCUGUAUAUGUGAUAUAUUUGUGUUUGUUUUCCAGUAUUAUUAUGAAUGUAAAUAGUAUGAGGGGUUCAGCUGAUGACGCUCAAGGGAACAUGCCACAGAUCAACAGAUACACACCACCUUCUCUUCAACAUUCAGUAAAUAUGGAAACACAUUCAGGAACAGUUGUGUCUCACAGAAUAUGGGGAAUGCAGCCACUAACACUCACAAAUGAAUGUGAAAACAGCAGGUGACUCCUGAGUCUCAGCAUGAUCAGAUCGGUUACACAGAAACACUGGCAAUCACACACUAAAUGACUUCAGGCUAGAAUACACUACACAACGCUUUCCAUGUUAAAUGCCAAAAUCAGGAGUCAGUCUGCAGAUUUUGUGCAGUUACAAAAGAGAUAUUUCAUAGAAAACCGCAUAGUUUAUGAUGGACACAGACACUUAUUCUGAGCCGAUUUUACACACAUUGUGUUCCUCUAUCAUGUCAUUGCUGUUUUAACAAGGACCGCAUGCGUGUGAGUGUGUUGCGUUCAGAUCAAACUGAAAGUCUGGUAUUUUGCGAUGACAGUUUUCCUCACUAUCUGAAGGGUUUUUAACAGAGGUUUCAUGAACUUGAAUAUUUAAAUGAAUAUUUAAAAACAUUUUUAAAAAUUUGAUCUUUUACAUGGUACUGUUCAUACUAUGUGUCUGUGCAGCUUUAGAGAUGAGUUCAGUCGAAUGCUGUUGGCCUUUUUUAAUACAAUAAUCAACUGCACUAAGCAUCAAAAACUAUGAUAUUUGACAUAAAAUCAACUCUGAAUACCAAACGCAUUUAAUAUCCUCCAACUGGAAGGAAUCUUAAUCUGAGAGUAAAAAACUAAGUCCGUGUCCAUCAUGCACUGCACAACUUUCUUUGAAAUCUGUGAACGCCAACGCCAACAAGUGAUGUAGUGUAUUCCAGCCUAGAGACAAAAGCAAAACCUCAAAGGAUGAGAACAAACACAACAAACCAAUUUACACCCAUCAUCAGCUGAGGCUUUUUGACGGAGAGGAAGAUGACAGAGGAACAGAGGUGUGAUGGAGGCUCAGUGGAGGAGAGCGGCCUCUAGUGGAUCAAAACCAGAAACACACCUGAUGAACUCAAACACACUGAAGGAGGAGAGAGAUGGGGGAUUAUUAAAACACAGAGCAUUUUUAUUUCUCUAAAUGGUCUCUGCUCACACAGAAACUGUUUGACCUGUAAACAUAAAUACUUCACGACAGAAUUGCCGUAACGGCAACAUUCAUAAUCUGAUGCGCAGAACUUUCCUAAACGGAAAACAUUGACAUCACUUAAAGGGAUGAUAUAAUCCUGAUUAUUCAUAAAAUUAAAUCCACAUUUCAUAAAGCGUUAAAGUGCUGAGUGUAAGUUAGAGUUGGUUUGUCAUGAGCGCUGAUUCGCAGCUGUAGCGCAGGCAGCGGUAAACGUCCUCGGCUCUGGAGCGACUCACGCGCGCAGACGCCUGCAGCUCCUCCACCGAACUGAAACACAACAGAAACGCGUCAGUCACGUUAAUAAAGCGCAUCUGCGCUUAACGAGCGUCAGGAGCGAAUCGACGCACCUGUUGAUCAUGUGACUGACGGAGCUGAAGCUGUGGCACAUGUUCAGCGCGCUGACGUAGCUCACGUGCGGCAGCGUCAGGUAGAACUGGAGAGCCUGCUGCCGGUGACCUUUGACCUCUAGGGGCACGCCGAUCGCCUGACCUUUCCUCCGCUCCACCUGUGCGAGUUCAGACAGUAUGGCGGCCGUGUCGUCUGGACCUUUGCUGACCAGCAGCCGAACGCCCGCCUUCACCAGCGCCGCCAGCGUCCCGUCGUAAUAGCGGCUGCGCUGAAACAGCCUCACCGUCUCACCUGAGAACAGACCGAUAUUUCUUACAUAUUUGUUUAGAGCUGGUUAGCUUGCAAACGGUGCUUGAUCUGUGCAGAUUUUUCUCCUGAUUCAGACCAGACCACUUUUUCACGGGAGGAAGCGUUAUUUAUUAAAAAUGCAUGGGUUCAAUUUCUAUAAAAAGGUAAAUAACAUGCAUUAGAGAAUAAAUAUUACAUUGAUUUCA